Diaporthe batatas is the source of this 912-nucleotide messenger RNA. RefSeq lists its product as uncharacterized. The coding region runs from base 1 to 912 and encodes 303 amino acids. Lineage: Eukaryota; Fungi; Ascomycota; Sordariomycetes; Diaporthales; Diaporthaceae. The record is from RefSeq and is a predicted model, not a curated record. The transcript is spliced from 2 exons.
AUGUCCUCUACUCACAACUUCCCGCCACCAUCAUCGAACGUCAUUAACCUUGCCUACGUCGAGAUCGUCCUGUCGGCCAUCUUUCUCCCCCUUGUUGGCUUCAUCGCGUGGAAGCAUGGCAAGGCGGGCAUGACCUGCUGGCAUAUUUUCAUCACGACCUUCAUCGCGAUGCUCGUCGCGAACAUAUACCUGCUCAUCAAGAAAGAUGAACCAUACCUGCCGAACUCAGUGUCAACAAUGACGGACUCUGCAGUGAUAGCUACAACAUCACUUGCCAUCAUUGGAAUUAUUUAUGAGGCCAACAUAAUCCUCCCCCAACAACCCAAAAAAUGGACCGAAAAGAUAAUCCUCGGCGUAACCCACCUCGCCAACACCGGCGGCAUCGCGAUAGCAACCUACGGCGGCGCGCCCAGCGCGACAGGCAGAGGCGGCGUGGCGAACCAGGAACUAAGCCGCAUCGGCAACCUGCUGAUGCUCUUCGUGCUCUUCACCGUCUGCGGCUGGAUGUGGCCCACCCACAAGAAGACCACGCACCACCUGGCCCGCCGCCACCCCAACGCGCGGGCGGCCCAGCUCCUGCUGUGGGGCGGCAUCGCCGCCAUGCCCGUCUGGCUCGGGAGGUUGGCUUACAUGUGCGUCUACGCGUUCAACCGCCAGGACAUCUCGCUCGACCCGGGCGCGGGGUCGUUCGCGGUCAAGAUGCUGCUCUUUGGCACGCUGUGGGGCGCCGCGUCGGCGCUUGCUGCCGGGGGCUGGGCCUCGCUGGCUCAUAUGCCGGCGGGCGGGUUCCUCGGGGCCCGGGGGGGCGGGAGGUUUGUUGUUGCUGAUGACGACGAGGUUGGGCUGAGUAGGCAGGGGUCUGGGCCGGAUGGUGUGGAGAUGUAUGGGCAUCUUGUGAGUUCGAAGCGCUGA